AAUUAAGCAAGCUAGCUAGUUAGGUACACCUAGACUAUAGAGAUCAUCUUCAUCUUCAUCAUCAUCAUCGGAUGGCGAUUGGGCAAGUUUUGCAUGAGUUGGAAGUGAACGUGUCUGCAAGCCAAGCAUGGGAUCUCUACGGCUCACUUGAACUGGCAAAACUCGUGGAACAAGCACUUCCAAAUCUGAUUGACAAAGUUGAACUCAUACAAGGUGAUGGAGGGGUUGGCACUAUUCUCAAAGUAACAUUUGCAUCUGGUUCUGGUGUGCAUAAGGAAAAGUUCACAAAAGUGGAUCAUGAAAAGCGGGUCAAGGAAGUAGAGGUGAUUGAAGGUGGACUUGUGGAGCUUGGAUUGAGCCUUUACAGAGUUCGCUUCGAAAUCAUUGAGAAAGUAGAAGCUGAUUAUUCCUCCUGCUGCUGCAUCAUCAAAACCACAAUUGAGUUUGAUGUCAAGGAAGACGCUGCUCCCAACACCUCCUCCCUUGUGUCUAUCGACCCUUUCAAAAACAUUGCAGAGGUCGCAAAGACCCAUCUCCUCAACAAACAAUCUCUACCUCUACCCAGGCCCUCUUAGCUUUUCAUUUUCCUAUCUCAUUUAACUCCAUCCAUUUGCCCUUUAAAAUAAAAUUAAUGCAUCUUUUACUUAUAAUUCAACUUUUUAGCUUU
This is a messenger RNA of Prunus persica (peach), 667 nucleotides long. Its product is annotated as S-norcoclaurine synthase 1. The transcript is spliced from 2 exons. Gene Ontology annotation, biological process: abscisic acid-activated signaling pathway; defense response. Bases 72 to 575 code for a protein of 167 amino acids. Gene Ontology annotation, molecular function: protein phosphatase inhibitor activity; abscisic acid binding; signaling receptor activity. Gene Ontology annotation, cellular component: nucleus; cytoplasm. NCBI's taxonomy places the organism in Eukaryota, Viridiplantae, Streptophyta, Magnoliopsida, Rosales, Rosaceae. The record is from RefSeq and is a predicted model, not a curated record.